AUGGCCCGGAAACCUAUUCCGCUGGGUGCCCCUCCUCCGAACCCACCUCACACGCUGGACGUUGGCAUCACACGGACGCACAGCGGGGCGGGGAGUACCCUACCCCAGGACCGUACGGGGUCCAGCUCCGUUCCUCCACCCCAGCCUCAUGCGUCCGAGGCGAUUGAGCAGGCCGGUCCAGGGCCAAGCAGCCUGCCCCCGUCUCCCGGCAAUUCGUCAGACUCCCAGGAGGCCGACACCUCCACCCAGGUCCCUGUCCUGCCCGGCGAGGCGCCUCAGAAACGCCCCCGCACCGUGUUACCCCCGCCGAGGGCCGCCCUGCCAGAGCCCAUCCCACCCAGCGAGCUCCUGUUUCCCGACCGCACCAGCGGCCCGGUGCACCCCCCCAACUCGGCGGGGCACUUCCAGUAUGAGGUGGGGGAGAACCUGACCGCUCGCUUCAAGAUCAUGCGCAAGUUCGGGGAGGGCACCUUUGGCCAGGUGCUGGAGUGCUGGGACCGGCGACGUGGUGAGUAUGUGGCCCUCAAGGUCAUCCGCUGUGUCCAGAAGUACCGAGACGCUGCCAUGGUGGAGCUCAGGGUCUUGCGCACCAUCCUGGAGCACGACCCGGGCGGGCGGUGGCAUUGCGUGCGCCUGCUGGACUGGUUCGACUACCGGGGCCACGUGGUAAUGGUGUUUGAGCGCCUGGGUCCCUCCCUCUACGACUACCUGCGGAAGAACGACUACGCGGCCUUCCCCCUGGAUCUGGUGCGUGACACCGCGCGGCAGCUGCUGGAGGCCCUGGCCUUCCUGCACUCGCUGGGCCUGGUGCACACCGACCUGAAGCCCGAGAACGUGCUGCAGCGCGGCGUGGAGGUGGUGCGCGCCUCCUGGCCAUCCGGCAGCCGCCUGGCGCGGCGCCUGCCCGCCACCCACGCGCUGUGCCUGGUGGACUUUGGGUCGGCGGCCUGGGACGCCGACGCACACGCGCACGUGGUCAGCACGCGUCACUACCGCGCGCCCGAGGUGGUGCUGGGCGCGGGGUGGAGCUGGCCCGCCGACCUCUGGUCUCUGGGCUGCAUGGUGGUGGAGAUGCUGACGGGGGACGCGCUGUUCGCGACGCACGAGAACGCGGAGCACCUGGCCAUGAUGCAGGCCGCGCUGGGCACGCUGCCACGCCGCCUGGUGGAGGCUGGCCGGGCGCCGGAUGUCGCGCGCCUGUUUAAGAGCUCCGUGCUCGACUGGCCGGCGGUGGCGAGCAGCAAGAAGUCCGUCAAGGCGGUGAGCCGCACGCGGUCUCUCAGGACACUGCUGGUCAGCCGGGGGGACUCGAGCAUGCAGCCCCACCUGGAGAUCGUCCUUGAUCUGGUGCAGAGGUUGCUGGCCUUCCAACCCGACGAGCGCGGGUCCGCGGCGUCCCUGCUCCGACACCCCUUCUUCUCGCUCCGACUCUGA
Molecule: messenger RNA, 1434 nt
Organism: Auxenochlorella protothecoides
Lineage: Eukaryota; Viridiplantae; Chlorophyta; Trebouxiophyceae; Chlorellales; Chlorellaceae
Product: Serine/threonine-protein kinase AFC2
Exons: 4
Coding region: 1-1434 (477 amino acids)
Biological process (GO): protein phosphorylation
Cellular component (GO): nucleus
Molecular function (GO): ATP binding; protein kinase activity
Source: RefSeq, a predicted model, not a curated record